AGCUACACAUGCGCAAUGCAACUUCCUGUAUGCUAAUUGAUGGUGAGGUUGUUUACAUUGACGAUGGAGGACAAAAUAAGAUAAAACAUGUAAAUUAAGUGCUUGUAGACCAGUUGGAUCGUUAAAAAAGAUGGGAAAUACUGCAGUUGUCGCGUCUGGCGUGAAAAAUCAAGCUGACAACAAGGCGAAAGCUCUAUAUCAGCUGGUAGACUUAAAAGGCGGUGGGGAACUAAUCGAGUGUGCUAAACGGGCCGGAUGGACAAAAGAUUAUAGAGAAUUGGAUCAGAAAAUCCUAACUGAGGUGCCAAAGUUUCUGUACAAUAAUGGAGAAGGCAAGAAAAUUCCCAUUGUUGAUUUGGUUAUGAUGAGAAAUAAAGAAAGACAGAAAACAAAGAUCAAAGCUGGGAAGGAAAAACAAGAAAAAGCAAAAGAAUUGGCCAAGAUUGACAUGCACUUAACAGAUGCUGAAGGAAAUUACCUCCACAAUAAACCAGAUCGUAAAUACCGUGAACUUUGCUGGAAGAUAGACGAACUUGGAACCGUAGGCGAGUCAGCCCUCCAUCUGUGUCUACUCAACUCGUCGGCAAUCCAUGCUAACCUAGCCAAGCGACUGCUUCACCACUUUCCUAAACUGAUCAAUGACAUCUACUUGUCAGAGGAGUACUACGGGGAGAAUGCCCUUCACAUGGCGAUAGUUAUCGAAGACCCGUGUAUGGUGAAAUUUUUGCUGGACAAGGGUGCAGACUACCACCAGAGAUGCUAUGGAAACUUUUUCACGCCGGAUGACCAGAAAGACUCGCGCACUGACAGCAUGGACCAUGAAUGGGUUGAUGUUUGUCAGAAAACCAAUUAUGAAGGGCAUGUCUAUUUUGGAGAGUAUCCACUAAGUUUUGCCGCUUGUCUUGGUCAGGAAGAAUGUGUCCGUCUGCUGGUGGCCAAGGGAGCUGACCCAAAUCUACAGGACAGUAACGGCAACACGGUCAUGCAUAUGCUGGUUAUAAUGGACAGGAAGGAGAAGGAGUUGGAAGGAGAGUAUACAUCUAAAAAGGAGAUGUUCGAUAUCUUGUACAGUCUUGGUGGCCGACUCGAUAUUAGAAACAGACAAGGGUUAACUCCCCUUACUUUGGCAGCAAAACUGGCCAGGAAAGAGAUGUAUGAACAUAUAUUAGAGAUAAUCCGGCAGAUCUAUUGGAUUUAUGGAAAUGUCACAUGUGCCGGUUAUCCUUUACCAGAUGUUGACACAAUCUCCGCUUCUGGUGAACUGGAUAAGUUUUCUGUGUUGAAUCUGGUUGUUUAUGGGGAGUCAGAAGGUCACCUUGACAUGAUGGAUGGACUGAUUGUCAAUCUUCUCAAGGAAAAAUGGAAAGUUUUUGCAAGAUUCAGAUUUUACCGUCGGUUUGUUAUAUUCAUUAUCUACUUCCUCUUGUUUGUCGCGGCCUUCAUUUUACGUCCUGGAACAGACCGUUGCCCAGCUACACGUCAGGUAAACUCAAGCAAUGGUAUGCUACAGAAUGUUACGGAAAUUGAUGCCGGGUACCUGCUGAAAGCUUGUUCGACUGAAGAUAAGGUGCGAUUUGCUCUAGAGGUACUGGUGCUUUUCGGAGCAAUAGUGUAUCUAGGGCUAGCAAUGAAGGAAAUAUAUCAUCAAGGCUUCAACAUCUUCUUCACAACACUGAGAGGUGCGCCAACCAAGGCAAUGUUCCUGAUGUCAUGUGUGUUUGUUGUAAUGAUGUUGCCAGGCCGGGCGGCAGCGGCAUAUCAGUAUGAGGAUGUGAUGGGAGUGCUUGCCAUACUGUUUACAGCACCAUAUUUUCUCUUUUUCUGCAGAGGUGUUCGAAUCGUGGGACCAUUUGUGAUCAUGAUUUACAAAAUGAUCAAAGGUGAUCUGAGGCGAUUUUUCAUCAUUUACCUAGUGUUCAUCGUUGGCUUUUCUCAAGCAUUCUAUAUAAGUUUUGUUGGUAGUUCUUGUGAUCCCGAUACUGACCCCUGUGUGUUCGCAAACCCUGUCGAUGCAUUGUUGGGUACAUUUUCUAUGUCCGUUGGUGAUUUUGAGGAUAUCGUUCAGACAUUUCCAUCCUCACGCCACCAAGUCACACUUAGUAUUGUAUUUGUAUUGUACAUGAUCAUGGUCACCCUGCUGCUUGUAAACAUGUUGAUUGCCAUGAUGGGAAAUACAUACCAGCUAGUUGCUGAAACACAGAAGGAAUGGUUCAGACAGUGGGCAAAGAUUGUUCUGGUUGUAGAACAGAGUGUUACAACAAAAGAAAGACAAAAAUAUCAGAUCCGGUACUCGCAGCCUGCCCUUGAUGGACGUCGAGCUUUCCCUAUCCGAUGGUACCAGUCGGAACGAGAAAAAGAGGAGCGCCGUGUGGCGCGUGAAGAGCAGCGACGUAAACAAAAAGAAAAGAUGUCACAGAGUCGCUGGAAGAAAAUGAAGAAGACGGCAAUGUUCACAAAAACUAUUAACCUGAAAGAAGUCAAAGAAGGAAGGCUUAAUGUAUAAAAAAUAUUUUUAAUAUGUUUUUCUUGAUUAGUAAAAAACAUGCUUUUUGUUGAGUUUUUGUCCAAAGUGUUUUACGAUUAAUUUUUAGCGUUUUGCUUCUUUCUUGUUUUUUUGUUAAUAUGAUUUUUUUUGUCCAAAUUUCAAGAUAGAAGUGUUUGCAGGGAAAGCUGUUUCAUACUUUUUAUAAGUGCCUCACUAAUUCUGAAUAGCCUUACAGUAAAGCAUUUCCAUUUGUGAGGAAUGUUACAAAUUGUGGUGUCAGUGAAGAAAAGAAGAAUUGAUACAAAAAAAAAAGUUUGUAUAAAGUCAAAAUGAGUUACAUUUAGUACUUAAAGGUUUGUUAUGACAAAAUUUAUGGACUUCUGAAACUGCUGUUUUAUUUACAGAUAGUUUUUUCAUUUUAAUUGGAAGAUAAUUGGUUAUGUUGAUGAAUUUUUCAUAUUUCAAUAAUGAAUAGUUGAAUUAAUACGUUGUCCAUUUUAUGUUGAAAACCAUUUUGUGUUGAUAUUUUCUUUUACUUGUUUAUAUAUUUGUACGUGUCACAUUAGGAAGAUAUAUUUUUGGUUGUUCAUUUUGAUAAUUUGUUCAUUUCUUGUUAAACGUAUUUAUUCAUGGUUAAAAUAAUAUUUCGUGGGCUGCAUUUCGUGUUGAAAAUCAUUCAAUUUGGUUCAUUUUGUGUAAAAAUACUUUGUGAUUUUGAAGUUAAUAUAUUUAUUUUAUGUUGAAGAUUUUAAGAUAAUUUUAUUGUUACUUAAAUGAGUGAAAUUUUUUGUAUAAAUUAUAUAUUUAAG
Mercenaria mercenaria is the source of this 3294-nucleotide messenger RNA. RefSeq names its product transient receptor potential cation channel subfamily V member 6-like. Gene Ontology annotation, cellular component: membrane. NCBI's taxonomy places the organism in Eukaryota, Metazoa, Mollusca, Bivalvia, Venerida, Veneridae. Gene Ontology annotation, molecular function: calcium channel activity; protein binding. Gene Ontology annotation, biological process: calcium ion import across plasma membrane. The transcript has 17 exons. The record is from RefSeq and is a predicted model, not a curated record. The coding region runs from base 131 to 2503 and encodes 790 amino acids.